CUCUGGCUCGGGCAAUGUGGGUAACCAUGCCCCACGUAAAGACAAUAAACUUAAACUUAAAACUAAACUAUUUGUAAUGUAACAUGAAAUUCUCUCUGCUGAAUAAACCAGUAAGUGAAGACUAGCUGGGGAAGAAAAAAUCUGCAGUCAAAUCUUGAGGAGUGAGCGGCGUAUACGGAGUGAAUACGUGCGCACGUAUUUUGUGUUAGAAAUAUCACUUCCGCUUCCUUCAGCUUGUAAUCUUAUCUUCGCGGAAACGGUUUUUUCUGGCUUAAGGACGGGUGAACAGCAACGGUUUUAAAAAUUAAACAAAGUGGAAAACUGAUUUAUACAAGACUCGAAUUUGAUGAUCUCUUGAAAUAGGUCGAGCGUUUGUACGGAUUUUUUCUUAGUCUAGACGGCCAUUGACAUUCUUGAGCAAUACGCAUGUCACGUGAAAAGUCAUCCUGUGGUUAGGCAUCAAUAUUGGUUGACUAAAACCUUUAACAACAAAAAAGGUUUUUACCCUUGACUUAUGAAGUGGUGAUCGCUAACAUUUUAUUAAUAAUGAUCUUCUGUUAUUCCUCAGAUGCGAGGGCAACAUAUAGUGUAUUGAUUCUCUUCUCAGUGAAAUGUAUUUAUGCCCAACAGUCAGUGGUCAAAUCUGGCCAUAACCGGAAUUUGAUUAUCUUUUUUUCUAGAGCGAUGAGCGGUGCUUUGACAAUUUAGCUGAUUAGCGCCAAAUGUUGACUUCGAUACGAGAUCAACACGAUAUUUGGCAUGAUAUGGGACUUUUGACUGUGACGGUUGCUAUACAUGUGAAAUUUUGAUAGUCGUGAUAUGUGCUCGACGAAAAUUCUCUCUCCCGGCCUUUUCAAGCUCCUGAAAUCGAUAGCAUGUAAUAUCUGGAAAAUAGGAGAAAGAGAUUUCGUCAUUUAGUCUGAAAACAUCUCUCUGCUUUAUUAAGAGCUAUAGAAAAAUGUGUUCAGGAAGCAAGCUGUCCUGUGUGAGUAGUGAAAAUGCCUGGCGCUUUCCUCUGUCAUCGGGAUUGCUUGGGUUUAUGUUGGGAAUGUCAACUUUUGGUGCAGCGAUGAAACUGUCCGAAUAUAAGGAAAGCCCUAGUCUUCCUCCACUGAUAGCUGCAAUACCAAUGUUAAGUGCAGGUCUUACUGGUAUGGUAGGAGGACGAAUGAGAAAACGUUGGCUGAUUUCACUGCACAUGGCUCUUUGCUUGGUUACAGGAGUCUUUGGUCUUCAUCUUAUCUUUCUUUUCAUGGGGAGAGAAGUUGAGUCGAGAAAUAUUCAUAAGGCUAAAUGUCAGUCCAACUACCAGGGAUCUUAUUACUGCCACAGAUACGCGACAACCAUUGCUUUGUCUGGGCUAUCUGUUCUGGCUAUUACGUUGGCUCCCUUAGGAAUUCUAUCUUAUGUUGUCAUAAGGCGAAUAUCCGCGUAUAACGUCAAUGAAGUGCUGGAGGCAAACAAUCCAGCCUUUGACGCCGAACCAUCUCCGACUAAGAGAACAGGUGAAGACCAAGUAGAUUAUCAGCAUCAACGAGUUUUUGAUAGAGCUGCAAAUCACCCACCUAAAGCUGAGCCUAAAUCACAGACUCACCGACCAGUUAACCUUAGAAAUUCACAUGGAGGUGAGUGUCCUCCACCCAAUCACAAAGAACCAUUCGGUAGUGAUCGAGUAGCAACUAAUUCAGCUAUGACUCAACAUAAAAUGCAGAAUUACCAAAUUCUUCACUAUAAGAAGUCAGAUGACGAUAUGCGACUUUCGCCCAAUCAAAAACAACCUUAUAGUCGUGAUCAGGUUGGAAUUCAUCAACCCAGUGCUCAACCCAAACCACAGAAUCACCGCCCGCUUCAACAUGAAAACUCACAUGGCGAUAAACGACUUCCGCUCAACCACAAGCAGUCGGCAGGUGGUAAUCGGGCACAGAAUCAGUCAUCUAAAGUUGAUCCAAGACCGCCGAAUCACCGAGCACUUUACCAUAAGAACUUUCGUGACAAUAUGCGACUUCCUCCCAGUUACAAACAACCUGACGAUCGCAAUCGAGUGUCGAUUGAACCUCGUAAAAAUGAAUCCCAACCCAAGAACCACCGACUACCUCACAAUAAAUAUCAACAUGACGAUGUGCGAUUCGCAGAAAGAGACGUGAAUCACAUACAGCCCCUCGGAAACAGACCUUCCCGUGACUUCAUGAAGUACAGUAGGGACAGAUAUCGCCAGCAAAACAUGGAUCAAGUAUCCAGAGCACCAACAACACGGUUUGGACAAAGUCACGUGCCACUGGCCGGUGUCAAAGUAGCGAAAGGUAUAUCGAACAUGACAGAUACCUCGUUUGCAUGAAGGGGCGUGUAUAUUCUACAAUCGUUUGUAGAACACACAGAAUAAAUACAUGAUGUAGAGGCUAUGAACGAGGUGGGUUACGCCCAUACCAGUUUUUUCCCUGACGUUUCGUUAGGAAACACGACACAGAGAGAUUUUCAGCAGGUUUCUUUAUAGGAGAAUUACUCCAUCUUUUAUUUCAUCUUUUUUUUUUCAGUAUUUAUUUGCGCCGAAAUUAAAUCUAGAUCUGUUGCCAUUAUCAAUCUUUUUCACCCAUUUUUUUUGUAAACUGGUGAUAUCUUUAUUAAAAAGAACGAAUAAAAUAUAUUGAUUAACCUG
Messenger RNA from Stylophora pistillata, 2653 nucleotides. RefSeq lists its product as uncharacterized. The record is from RefSeq and is a predicted model, not a curated record. NCBI's taxonomy places the organism in Eukaryota, Metazoa, Cnidaria, Anthozoa, Scleractinia, Pocilloporidae.